CCGGGGUGGAGGGCUGGCACUUCUCCCCCGGGGGCACCCCCAAAGGAUGUGAGCUUUUGCCGUGCACUUUAAAGAACGGCCCUUCUGCUGUGUCAAGGUGUGGAGACUAUCGAGGACUCCAGUCCAUGGAUUUAUUAGCUUUAAUACAACAUUUUUUUCCAGACUGACAGUUGAUCCCUUGUCGCUACUAAGCUCCUUAAUGACACCACGUUGUCCACAGGCUGGCGAUCUUGAAGGAUGGGUGACUGGAGCUUUCUGGGGCGUCUGCUAGAGAACGCCCAGGAGCACUCCACGGUGAUCGGCAAGGUGUGGCUGACAGUCUUGUUCAUCUUCCGGAUCCUGGUGCUGGGCGCCGCCGCCGAAGAGGUUUGGGGAGACGAGCAAUCCGACUUCACCUGCAACACGCAGCAGCCCGGCUGCGAGAACGUGUGCUACGACCAGGCCUUCCCCAUCUCGCACAUCCGCUUCUGGGUCCUGCAGAUCAUCUUCGUGUCCACGCCCACGCUCAUCUACCUGGGACACGUUCUGCACAUUGUACGCAUGGAGGAGAAGCGCAAGGAAAAGGAGGAGGAACUGCGAAAAGCCAACAAAUUCCAGGAAGAGGAGGAGAAGGAGAUGCUGUUCAGGAGCGGCGACAGCAGUGGUGGGGACGGAGGCGGUGGCAAAAGGGUGAAGCCCCCCAUUCGGGACGAGCAUGGCAAAAUCCGCAUCCGGGGGGCCCUGCUGCGCACUUAUGUCUUCAACAUCAUCUUCAAGACCCUCUUCGAGGUGGGGUUCAUCUUGGGGCAGUAUUUCCUGUAUGGCUUCCAGCUGCAGCCCUUGUACAAGUGCGCCCGCUGGCCCUGCCCCAACACGGUGGACUGCUUCAUCUCACGGCCCACAGAGAAGACCAUCUUCAUCAUUUUCAUGUUGGUGGUGGCCUGCGUUUCGCUUUUCCUCAAUCUACUGGAGAUCUACCACCUGGGUUGGAAGAAACUCAAGCAGGGCAUGACCAACGGAGCCGUGUUGCAACAGGAGUCAAUGCGGCGACCCGCCGGUAGCAACGCCAGAGAGCCGCAGUGCUCGGCCCCCAGGACCGCGAGCGGCUACCCCAGCAAGUACACGGACGUGACGGCCGGCAGCGCGGCCUUCCUGCCCCGGGCAGAGUUUAAGAUGGACAACUUGCAGCAGGAGGAGGCCCUCCGCCAACAUGGGCCCGCCGCCCACUACUACAUCAGCAACAAUAACAACCAUCGGCUGGCCGCCCAGCAGAACUGGGCCAACCUGGCCACGGAGCAGCAGACUCGGGAGAUGAAAACCACCUCCCCCACGCUCUCCUCCUCCUCCUCUUCUUCCUCCUCCUCAUCCAACCAGCCACCCGUGGUGGGCACCGCCCCCAGUGCCACCCCCAGGUCAACGGGUACCAGUCCUAGUGCCCGCAGCAGCCCAGGCUCCAAGGUCAACGAGUCGGAUAAUAGCCGCUUCACCACAACCACGGUGGAGAUGCACAAGCCCCCCGUGACUGCUGCACUGGACCCCCGGCGGCUGAGUAGGGCCAGCAAGAGCAGCAGCGUAAGGGCCAGACCCGAUGACUUGGCGGUAUGAGCCCCACUCUGGACCCGUGAACCCCAGAAAGCAUAGCUUCCACAAACCAAAAUGAUACCGAAAGGUGGUGGUAGACUUCAGAUGAUGAUUCAGUGACCAAGCCCCUUUUCACACCCAGUUUCCGAAUUCACCCAUCAGAGGCGUAACGUAACGAUAGAGCGGGCAUUUAUUAGCCUGUUUUUAGAACCCACCAAAACCAUGAUGUGGGUUCAUUUGGCACCUGCUGAGACCACGAAAGCUGCCAAAUUCACGGAUUGACUUAGAGCCC
Molecule: messenger RNA, 1852 nt
Organism: Hippocampus comes (tiger tail seahorse)
Lineage: Eukaryota; Metazoa; Chordata; Actinopteri; Syngnathiformes; Syngnathidae
Gene: gja3
Product: gap junction protein, alpha 3
Exons: 5
Coding region: 238-1584 (448 amino acids)
Biological process (GO): cell-cell signaling
Cellular component (GO): connexin complex
Molecular function (GO): gap junction channel activity
Source: RefSeq, a predicted model, not a curated record